This is a messenger RNA of Ruditapes philippinarum (Manila clam), 1110 nucleotides long. RefSeq names its product U8 snoRNA-decapping enzyme-like. Gene Ontology annotation, biological process: sno(s)RNA catabolic process; mRNA catabolic process. NCBI's taxonomy places the organism in Eukaryota, Metazoa, Mollusca, Bivalvia, Venerida, Veneridae. Gene Ontology annotation, cellular component: nucleus. The record is from RefSeq and is a predicted model, not a curated record. Gene Ontology annotation, molecular function: phosphodiesterase decapping endonuclease activity; snoRNA binding. The coding region runs from base 282 to 965 and encodes 227 amino acids. The transcript has 4 exons.
AACAUUGUAUACAACUAUUAGCACACAAAUCUGCAAAUAGAAUAACCAUGCAUGUUUGGUAUCUGUUACAUAAUCAAGGCUUUUACUCAUAUGAUAUGUAUUUUGUCAUUAAUACAAAUCGACAAACAUACGUAUAUAGCUAAUCGUUUUCGUUUAGGAUCAUAAUAAUUUAAGUCCGUGGGGUUAGUCAGCGAUCAUUAGAUCAGUUACUUUCGUUUGAUUAUUGGUGUCGUCUGAUUUGGAUGUUAAAAUAAUCGGGAGAUAUAGAAGAUCACAGAGCCAUGAAUGAUGAUCUGAAAGAAGAGAGUUGUUGGGGAAUGUUGGUAGACUUAGAGUCUUACGGUCGUCAUGGCGAUACUAAACAUGACUACAAGAUAAUAUCUUAUGAAGAUGCAAAGACGCAGUAUAAAGAACACAUGCAUGCUUCUCAUGGCAUGCUCUACGCAAAGAAUGACGUCGUUUUGUGGAAUCUCUAUAACACCAAGGCUGCCGUUCUGAUGCAGAUGCGAUUUGAUGGUCUGCUCGGAUUCCCUGGUGGCCUUGUUGACCCAGGAGAAAACCCUGUCGAGGGUCUUAAUCGUGAAAUGCAUGAGGAAAUAGCGCUCGAUUUAAAUAAACAUAGUUUCAACGAAGAGAACCAUGUUGUGACAUUUUUACACGAUAAGAAGAAACUUGUGUUGCAUUUCUACAUUAAGGAAGUUACGAUGGAUGAAUUCAGAGGAAUUGAAGAUAAAUGUACACAAGCACAUGAACACGGUAUAGAGACAUUGGGUAGUAUUCGACCACCAUUGUUUACUAUGGGAGAUAACUUCAGAGGUUUUCCUGCAUUUCUAAGUAAUCAGUUUGCCGGGAACGCUAAAGAAGAGUUGCUUUGCGGACUAGUUCAUACUAAAUUGUUCACUCGAGAAGAGAUAGAGCAUGUAGUGGAAUUAACAGAAAAUUUCAAGGCAAAUAAAUCUAUAUGACGCUUUACAUAGCACGGUUAACAUAAUGUUCGAAGAAUUUUAGAAUAUAUUAUAAAUACAUGUAAUUAACUCAAUGAUCAAUGGCCGCGGGUAGCGUUUGUGAAUAUCUGCCAAUUAACAACUUAGUGUUAUUAUAUAAAUAACA